AUGAGUCAACACAACGCACGGUCGAAGUGCGUGUACGUGGGGUCGAUCCCUUACGACCAGACAGAGCAACAAGUGCUUGACCUGUGUUCGAACGCUGGGCCCGUGGCGCGGUUCAGGAUGGUGUUUGACCCGCAGACGGGCAGGUCCCGCGGGUACGCCUUUGCCGAGUACAGGGACCUUGAGUCCAGCGCUGCAGCGGUCCGCAACCUGAACGGGUACCCGCUCGGGUCGAGGCACCUGAAGUGUGGGUACGCUACCGGGAGUGACCUGGACAACAACAACAGCGGAAGUGCGGGCGGUGGUCUCAUGGACAGCACGAUGCAGGAGCAUGGUGGCGAGGGGAUGCGGUUCCCUGGGCUGCCCGCCGGGGUGGACGUAAACAUUAACAUGACGACGCCUGCGAUGGUGAUAUCGAGCGAGAUCGGGAGGCUGACGAGGCAGCAGCAGCUGGACACGCUGCGCGGGUUGCAGAACUGGGCACGCGGGGACCGGGCCGGUGCGCAGACGCUUGUAGGGGAGUAUCCGCAGCUCACGUUCGUCAUCGCCGAGUUGCUACUGACGACAGGGCUGUGCCAAGUGGACGAUCUCACGCAGCUGGCCACCACGAGGCAGAACGAGGACCAGCCCGCGACAGAGGCCCGCGAGGGACCACCCGCCAUUGACGAGGAGACGUACAAGAGACAACUCGCGCUACUGCGGCAGGUGUUGCAGCUUUCGGACAGCGAGAUAGCGGCGCUGCCGGAUAACGAGCGGAUGACGCUGUGGGACCUGCGGCAGAGGACAAUGCGUGGCGAGUUCGGUACAGUGUAG
Huiozyma naganishii CBS 8797 is the source of this 810-nucleotide messenger RNA. RefSeq names its product Rna15p (gene RNA15). NCBI's taxonomy places the organism in Eukaryota, Fungi, Ascomycota, Saccharomycetes, Saccharomycetales, Saccharomycetaceae. Gene Ontology annotation, biological process: mRNA 3'-end processing. Gene Ontology annotation, cellular component: mRNA cleavage and polyadenylation specificity factor complex. Gene Ontology annotation, molecular function: mRNA binding. Bases 1 to 810 code for a protein of 269 amino acids. The transcript has a single exon. The record is from RefSeq and is a predicted model, not a curated record.